Molecule: messenger RNA, 1934 nt
Organism: Musa acuminata AAA Group (dessert banana)
Lineage: Eukaryota; Viridiplantae; Streptophyta; Magnoliopsida; Zingiberales; Musaceae
Product: myosin-binding protein 7
Exons: 3
Coding region: 180-1640 (486 amino acids)
Source: RefSeq, a predicted model, not a curated record
AAAGACGAGACCGCUUCCGCCCCCCCUUCCUUUCUGCUCCUCUGUUGAUCGAAUCCAUCGAUAAGAGGCGGAGGAAUCCAACGAAGAACUCGAUCUCCGAUUCCGAUUCGCUUCUGCUUCCUCAGUUUUCGUCGAGAAAGAUCGUGCCUUUGUGAUCGCAUGCUCGCCCCCGGUCCAUCAUGGAUCUCGAGACCCUACUUGUACCAGACGCCGCCGCUUAUACCCGUCUCUGCCCCUGCGCCUGCCCCUUCUGCUGCCGGUCCCCUUCUCCCUCCUGGCGUCGCUCCAUAAAGCGCCGACUUGACCCAGAGGCGUCCGCCGAUUGCGCCGCCCCUUCUCCGGCCGGCGGCGAUGUCGCCGCCAGGGUGGAGGUCGAGAACGAGGUGGCCGCCCUCAGGGAGGCCAUGGCGAGCCAGCAGCAGUCGAUCCAGGAGCUGCUCGCGGAGCUCGACGAGGAGCGCAACGCCGCCGCCUCCGCCGCUAGCGAGGCCAUGUCCAUGAUCCUCCGUCUCCAGCGCGAGAAGGCCGAGGCCCAGAUGGAGGCCCGCCAGUUCAAGCGCUUCGCCGAGGAGAAGAUGCACCACGAUCAGCAGGAGAUUCUUGCCCUCGAAGAUCUCCUCUUCAAGCGCGAGGAGGCCGUCCAAUUUCUCACCUUCCGGCUGCAGGCCUAUGCGCACCGCCUUCUCAGCUACGGCAUCGACCCCAAUGCCGUUGGUGCCGAUCUUGCCCCUGCCUCCACCAGUGGUGCGAAAGACGACGCUUGGACUCCUCAAUUGGACGAGUUCCCAACCUUUGAUUACCCUCGUCUCAAGUGCACCCUGCCCUAUGAUGUCGAACACGAAGAGGACCAUUAUGAUGAGGCUCCUCAUCUCGAAAAGUAUGCUUCUGUGGAGACACCGCAGGCCAAAGAAGACCUCGAGGAUUUGGAGCAGCGUAUAUGCCAGCUCGAAGCCUAUCCAGACGACAUCAGUCUGAUGGAAAAGGGUGUCAUCGAGGAAUCGCCACGGCCCCUCAGCGAUUCCAGGCAUUCGCUUGCUGAUAGCCAUGGCUCUGUGUCGGCCAAGAAUUUGCCAGGGCUCACAAAAGGCGAGGAGUUUCCUGCCUCAGCGGACAAACCAUUGGACGAUGGGAGUGGCUUUGAUGACAUGGCCGAUAGGGUGUACACCAUAGAUGCCGUACAUGGAGUUCCGAUGGUCAUUGUGUCCGAGGAUUGUGUGGACACGCCAGUGAAGGAGGAGAAGAAUGGGGAGAUGGAUGGAAGAUUAGAAGGUGGGAGUCCAGAUAUAAAGAAUCUGUACAUGAGGCUACAGGCGCUCGAGGCAGAUAGGGAGUCGAUGAGGCAGACCAUCAUUUCCAUGCGAACAGAGAAGGCACAAUUGGUGCUGCUCAGAGAGAUAGCACAGCAGCUUUACAGGGAGGUGGCUCCUGAGAGUAAGAUCAUCAAGAAGAAAUCUUCGACUGCGAAUUUCUCCAUUGUUGGUCUGCUUAAGUUGAUAGUGUCAUUUAUUGUCUGGAGAAAGAAGGCAUCACGAAUCAAGUACUCUUUUGGGUCAUCUAAUAACAAUGCUGGAUUGCUGCUGCUUUUAGACAAGACACAUCGAAUCAGCAACUGGAAGUGUGUCACAAGAACACAUGGGUGAAUUUGACUAUGUUUGACUUGUUUGAAUUCAAAGUGAAUAAGAUAAAUGUAAAUCAUGAUAUUGUUUAACCAAAUCAUCAUGUUUGGGAGUGCAUUUUUCGUGAGGAUCUGUUCGAGUCCCAAGUUUGCUUCUUUUUUUUUUUCCUCUUGUAAUCGUUUUUUGGGCUUGGAGGUGUUCCACAUGGUUUACAAGUAAACCAUGAGCUUGUCUGGGGAGGGUUGCUCUUUAGUUCUUAGGAUUGAUAUUCGAAAAGCAUGUUGGUUUCAAUCUGAUGAUGAAAUUGUACUGUUCCAA